Messenger RNA from Haliaeetus leucocephalus (bald eagle), 1041 nucleotides. RefSeq names its product potassium voltage-gated channel subfamily A member 7-like. Gene Ontology annotation, biological process: protein homooligomerization; potassium ion transmembrane transport. Gene Ontology annotation, molecular function: delayed rectifier potassium channel activity; protein binding. The annotation marks the transcript as partial. The record is from RefSeq and is a predicted model, not a curated record. Gene Ontology annotation, cellular component: voltage-gated potassium channel complex; membrane. The transcript has 2 exons. Lineage: Eukaryota; Metazoa; Chordata; Aves; Accipitriformes; Accipitridae.
AUGGGGGAACCGGUGGGUUGUUGCGAACGGGUGGCCAUCAACGUGGCGGGGCGUCGAUUCGAGACCUUGGGGAGGACCCUCCUCCGGUUCCCCGACACCCUCUUGGGGGACCCCCGCCGGCGCCGACGGUACUUCGACCCCCAACGCCGAGAGUAUUUCUUCGACCGUCACCGCGGAGCCUUCGGCGCCGUCCUCUACUACUACCAAUCCGGUGGAAGACUCCGCCGACCGCCCGACGUCCCCUUAGACGUCUUCUUGGAAGAGUUACGCUUCUACCAGUUGGGCGCCGAAGCGGAAGGAAGACUCCGCGAGGCCGAAGGCUUCGGGGUGGAGGUCGCCCAACCUUUGCCCGGCGGGAGGUUGCAACGGCGAGCGUGGUUGUUGUGCGAGCACCCCGAGAGUUCGCCGGCUGCCCGCGCCGUGGCCUUGCUCUCCGUCCUCGUCAUCCUCGUCUCCAUCGUGGUCUUCUGCUUGGAGACCCUGCCUCAGUUUCGGGCUGGAGGGGAGGGGUCCGCUCAGACCCCACCACCCAUCUCCACCGCCGUCAACGCCUCCUCCCCGCCGUCCUCCCGGGCCAAUUUAACGGAUCCUUUCUUCGUGGUGGAAACCGUCUGCAUCUGCUGGUUCUCCUUGGAGCUCCUCGUCCGCCUCCUAGCCAGCCCGAGCAAAACGGCCUUUUUCCGCAACGCCAUGAACCUCAUCGACCUCAUCGCCAUCGUCCCCUAUUUCGUCGCGUUGGGGACCGAGCUGGCCCGCCAACGGGGCAUCGGCCAACCCGCCAUGUCCUUGGCCAUCCUCCGCGUCAUCCGCUUGGUGCGGGUCUUCCGCGUCUUCAAAUUAUCCCGCCACUCGACGGGCUUACAGAUUUUAGGCCAGACCCUCCGCGCCAGCAUGAGGGAGUUGGGCUUGCUCAUCUUCUUCCUCCUCAUCGGCAUCGUCCUCUUCUCCAGCGCCGUCUACUUCGCCGAGGCCGAAGACGCCGCCACCGCCUUCACCUCCAUCCCCCAAGCUUUUUGGUGGGCCGUGGUCACCAUGACCACC